AUGGCCCAAGAAGGGCUUUUCUCCACGAGAGUAGUCGUGCUGUCUCAUGCAUGUAUCCCAAUUCCUGACAGCAUGAGCCUCCCGGAUGCCGCGGCCUUCCCUUGCGUUUACGGAACUGUUAUUCUAGGUCUUUUAUACCAGGGAAGCCUGCGGAAAGGACAGACUAUACUGCUACAUUCAGCCUGCGGCGGUGUGGGCCUUGCAGCAAUAGCUAUUAGCGAGAUGCAAGGUGCGGAGAUAUAUGCGACAGUAAGGAGUGACACUAAAGCGGAAUAUCUGAACAACCGAUUCGGAAUUCCAAUAGACAGAAUCUUUAACCCUCAUAGUCAAUCGUUUGAGGUUGAUCUGAUGAAAGCAACGAAAGGCAGAGGAGUUGACGUCGUUUUGGAUUCCCUAGCAGGAGAGCUACUGCAUGCAUCCUGGAGAUGUGUUGCACCGUUUGGAAAAAUGAUUGAAAUUGGGAAAAGAGAUCUUAUGGGUCAUGGUUCUUUGAGCCUGGCGUCUUUUCUAGAAAAUAGGUCUUUUAUCUGUGUCAGCCUGGACAAGGUCUUGUUGGAGCAUCCAGAAGUUUACUCGCAGGUGGUCACCGACGGGUUAAAGUACAUUCAACAAGGGCUUGUUGAACCAAUCCGGCCGAUUCGGUUCUUUCCCGCGACUGAAGUAGAACAGGCUUUCCGUCAUAUGCAGAAAGGAGAGCACAUCGGAAAGGUUCUUAUCCAAAUGCCAGAGAACCCAGAAGCCCUCCCAACUUCGCCAGAUGCUCAGCUAUACCAGUUCUCCCCUCAAGCGUCCUACCUGAUAACUGGAGGGCUUGGUGGAAUCGGCCGCUCUAUGUCCCGGUGCAUGGUUGACAAUGGAGCGCGUGAAAUAGUAUACCUGUCUAGGUCUACUAGGAACGCUAAUUUCAUAUCCGAGUUAGAGGCACAGGGCUGUCGCUGUACCGUUGUGCAAGGGAGUGUGGCAGUGCGGGAAGGAUGUACAGAAGGCUCUUCAGAGCUGCGUCUAUCCCUUGAAAGGAAUCUUUCAUAUGGCAAUGUCUCUCAAGGUACGGGUUCCCUAGGUAGUCUUCUCAUUCUGCUCGUCUCUCGGCAUUCUGAUAAAUCAUUUCCACAGAUGACUCACAACGAAUGGCGUACUGCACUAGAAGCAAAAUUGACUGGCACGUGGAACCUACAUCAUGCUCUGAGGCAGGUUGAAGGUCUCGAAUUUUACCUACUUUUCAGUUCAAUAUCCGGGAUCCUAGGACAGCGUGGUCAAGCUAACUAUGCGGCUGCUAAUGUGUUCAUGGAUGCAUUUGUUCGGUACCGCCACUCUCUUGGACUCCCAGCGUCAGUCAUCGAUAUCGGGGUAGUCGGGGAUGUAGGAUAUGUCUCAGAAAGCAUCCAAAACAGCCAAGCCUUAAAGACGGCAUUUCAGGGUUAUAAAGUUAUUACAGAGCAUGAAUUGCUCCAAGCGAUUCAUCUCUCACUCACCCAGCAGAGCGAACGGGCUAGUAUGAGCCAGAUGGCUAUUGGGUUAUCGCCCGCGAAUGACCCGCAUCGUCCAACUAUACUCUGCGACCGGGAUAUACGAAUGAGGCUGUUAUUUUCCAAAGGGAUAGAAAAAUGUGGAAACACCAGUGACUUCAGUGAGAUACCCACACUGUUAAGAAAAGCAUUCGAAGACCCGGAGUUUCUUGGUACACCGACAGCCUUAGGCAUUGUUCACCAGGAUAUUGUACGAAUAUUGAAAUCGUUUUCCACAGGUGGCGACAGCAUAGGGCUUCAACAGCCCUUUCAUCAAGUCGAUCUGGAUUCCCUAGUUAUGACUGAGAUGCGUAUUUGGAUCCAACGAGCAUUCCAGAUCGAGAUGGGGAUCCCAGAGAUCAUGGGGGCCGGACAUAUCGAUGGACUGUCCCAUAUUGUUCUUCAGAAGCUGGAAGAAAAAUGCAAGACGAUGUAG
Messenger RNA from Aspergillus caelatus, 1941 nucleotides. RefSeq names its product type I polyketide synthase. The record is from RefSeq and is a predicted model, not a curated record. Lineage: Eukaryota; Fungi; Ascomycota; Eurotiomycetes; Eurotiales; Aspergillaceae. Gene Ontology annotation, molecular function: oxidoreductase activity; fatty acid synthase activity. The coding region runs from base 1 to 1941 and encodes 646 amino acids. The transcript is spliced from 4 exons. Gene Ontology annotation, biological process: fatty acid biosynthetic process; secondary metabolite biosynthetic process.